AUGGAUAAGCUCUUCACAAUUGACUCAGUGUUGAAUAUGUUGGAUGAAAAUACUCCACAAAGUGAUGGUACCACUGGGAGUGAUCAGUUCUGGCCCGAUGAAAUACAGAAUGAAGUUGAAGUUGAAUCAAAAUCGGUAGAUCAAGUCAUUGUAGAAAGCCUUAAGCUGAUUAAUGAAAAUGAAGAUCCAAAAUCAGAUGAAGAUUUUUCUUGUCAAGAUGACUAUGUUGAUGACAGAGCAGAUGAGACAUACAUCCCAGAAUCAGAAACCUCUGAUAGCGAUAGUGAUGAAAAACAUGUGUCAUUUCAAAGUGAUCUUGUUCCGCAAGAGGUUCCAAUAGCUGGCCCCUGUGAUCAAGAAACACCAAGAUCUAGGAAAAGAAAGCGGGACCCGUCUCAAUGGCAACGAAAUGUUCGACAUCGCAGGAGGGUUAAAGGCGAGUCAUAUGUAACCCGUCGAGGGAAACGGGUACCACAAAAAGGACCAAAGCCAGUAAACUGUCUGAACUGUCGUUUCAAGUGUAGUACGUUGUUCAAUGAAGAUGAAAGAAAACGCAUUUGUGGUGAAUAUUAUGCUUUGGCUGAUAAUGCAAGACAGAAAGAUUUUUUAUGUAAACGUGUGAAAGUUUUAAAGGUCUAUCGACAUCGUAGUAGGCAUAACAAAAGCAAGAAGAACAAAUCAUGUGAAUACUCAUUUGUGAAACACUGUAGCGAAUAUCGAGCCGUUCUGAAUUUACCACAUGCUGGAGACGCACAAAUUUACUAUAAGCGAAAACUCUCAGUGUAUAAUUUUACAAUUUAUGAGGCCCAUUUCGGAUGGAAUUUGCUAUCUCUGGAAUGA
Messenger RNA from Lottia gigantea (owl limpet), 840 nucleotides. RefSeq lists its product as hypothetical. The record is from RefSeq and is a predicted model, not a curated record. The transcript is spliced from 2 exons. The coding region runs from base 1 to 840 and encodes 279 amino acids. Lineage: Eukaryota; Metazoa; Mollusca; Gastropoda; Lottiidae.